Scylla paramamosain (green mud crab) is the source of this 1365-nucleotide messenger RNA. RefSeq names its product heme peroxidase 2-like. Bases 557 to 1006 code for a protein of 149 amino acids. NCBI's taxonomy places the organism in Eukaryota, Metazoa, Arthropoda, Malacostraca, Decapoda, Portunidae. Gene Ontology annotation, biological process: response to oxidative stress. The transcript is spliced from 4 exons. Gene Ontology annotation, molecular function: peroxidase activity; heme binding. The record is from RefSeq and is a predicted model, not a curated record.
AUGCUAGCCUUGUAUGUAGACAGAGAGACAGACAGAUAGAUAUAUUACUAUUAUUAUUGUGUGUGUGAGUGUGUGGUGCCUUGUCUGGGCUGGCUUCUGUGGGAUUGCUAGCCUUGUAUGUAGAUAGACAGACAGACAGAUAGAUAUAUUACUGUUAUUAUUGUGUGUGUGAGUGUGUGGUGCCUUGUCUGUGCUUUGUAUAGGACUGCCAGUCUCACAGAUAGAUAUAUAAACUUAAUUCUCACUGAAGUACCCCCAUACCUUAUCUUCUAUAGGACUGCUAACCUGACAGAUAGAUAGAUUAACAAACCAAUUUCCUUACAGUACAAUCAAGUACCCCCAAACCUUGCCUUCUGUGGGACUGCCAGCCUGACAGAUAGAUAAACAAAUGAAUUUCUUUACAAUACACUCCAGUACCCCUAAACCUUCUCUUGUCAUCCCCAGGUCUGUCUAAAUUUCGCGUCACUUCAGUCACCGGCAAGCCUCUCCCUUCCCCUCGGCUCAUUUCCGCCAACAUGCACAAGACGUGUCUGCACCGCAUGUCCGCUAUACCCUAAUGGUCAUGCAGUGGGGCCAGUUUAUUGACCAUGAUAUUAUUUUCACCCCCAUCAACAAAGGUUUCCAAGACUCGAUUCUGGAUUGCCGCAGAUGUGACUCUCCCCAGACAGUCCACCCUGAGUGUUUCCCCAUAGCCAUUCCUCAGAACGAUCCAUUUUUCCCUCCUGUCAAUAUAUCAUCUGGCCAGCCAUUCUGCAUCCCCCUGACCCGCUCCAUGCCAGGCCAGCUGACUCUAGGCUACCGGGAGCAAAUGAACCAAGUGACUGCCUUCAUCGACGCCUCUCACACCUAUGGCUCGGACAAGUGUGAGCAGCAGCAACUGAGGACCAAGUCAGACGGCAUGCUACGAGGCACACCCAACCCCCUGCGAGGCAAAGACCUGCUGCCCACUGAGAAUGAGAACCACGAGUGUCAGGCUCCCUCUGGCCGGUGCUUCACUGGAGGUUAGUGUUUGGCUGAGGUUAGCUUAGGUAAGGUUAGGUAAGGUUACUGUUUGCAUUGCUUACUAGAUGAUGUCACUGUCUACAUAUGACUGAGAGAGAGAGAGAGAGAGAGAGAGAGAGAGAGAGAGAGAGAGAGAGAGAGAGAGAGAGAGAGAGAGAGAGAGAGAGAGAGAGAGAGAGAGAGAGAGAGAGAGAGAGAGAGAGAGAGAGAGAGAGAGAGAGAGAGAGAGAGAGAGAGAGAGAGAGAGAGAGAGAGAGAGAGAGAGAGAGAGAGAGAGAGAGAGAGAGAGAGAGAGAGUCUUUAAAGAGUCAUUUAUGUGUAUGUGAUUGACUGAAUGGGUGAAUGAGAGAGAGGAAGAGAAAC